Molecule: messenger RNA, 2346 nt
Organism: Schizosaccharomyces cryophilus OY26
Lineage: Eukaryota; Fungi; Ascomycota; Schizosaccharomycetes; Schizosaccharomycetales; Schizosaccharomycetaceae
Exons: 2
Coding region: 141-1523 (460 amino acids)
Source: RefSeq, a predicted model, not a curated record
CUACUACCGUCAAGGCGUAAAGGAGUUUACCACCUCAAGAGGAUUCUUUCUUCCAAAAACGUAGAUAACGGUUUUUUAUUUUGUUCUUUCUUUUUAUUUCAUUUUAUAUUUAUAAGUUUCAGCCUUAUUUAAAUUGUGAGAUGGAUUCUUCAAAGAUGGAACAGAUACGACAGGGUCUAUUAACAUUAAAAUGGGGACAGCCACCAGGAAUGGCAAAAUCAGAUUUACAAUUGGAAAAGCAGGAUGAAGUAGAAAAAGAUCAAAAAGCCUCGAGUCUUGUGCAUAUGACAAAAGGAAGAGCGCAUCCACGAUCCCGUAGACGUCCCAAACAAGUUCCGCAAACGACAGAUACAAGACUCACUAGAAGUGUCUCACAUGGUACUGAUUAUGUAGUGCAAAAGCAAAGCCAAAUGCCUCUUACAAAGGAAUUCAAUGGAAAGGAGAAAGAUGAAAAAUUCGACAAUCAUUCAGAGGAAGCUGUGGUUAAGUCAAACCAGCAAUCCAAUACUCCACCCAAAAUUUCCAUUGAAUCUACGGUUUCUAUGAAAAACAAGCCCUAUUCUAUUCAAGAAAGAAGAAGCUUGGAUAUCCCUUCCACAAUAAGUGGUCCCUCUAACGAUGAUUUACUAGACGCAUCCAAGGAGGUAGAACAAAAGGAUUCAACACAAGCAGAAGAAGAGAAGGUUAUGGAAGCCACGAAAGGAAACGUUCUCAGAAACAAAAGCCAUUUUGAGGAAAUUGAUACUUCAAUCCCUAGAGAAGCCAACUCUGUAACUCCUAAAGAGCCAGUUGUACAUAACAAGGAAUCUGGGGAGAAUUCGCAUUCUUUCAUUCAUAUUGAUUCCGACGGAAAAAAAGCAGCCGCUUUGGCAAGGAAAUUGCCCGGCGCUUUAUCACUUCCCAAACAACGGGCUACAACAAACACACCGACUCGUGAGUCCCCCGUCGAUUCCACCUCUUCUUCAAAGAACCACAGUAAAGAUCUCAGCAAGAAUCCAAAAAUUAUACAAAUAAGACAGAGGAUCGCAAGUCUGCAACAAGACAGUGCAUCCUCGCAUGCAUCUCUUAGCAAGAUUCGCUCUGCUUCAGUCUCAUCAUUAAUAGCAACCAAAACUCAAGACAGUGCAUUGCGAAGUGUUACCCCACAAUCUCGUUCUGACGGUAUAAAGGUAAUUCCGGAUCGUAACGAGCACUCGGUCGGACACGGUUUCCCCACAAAGUCUGGAGGUUCGGGUUCUUUCGCAUCGGCUAGUCCCAAGGAGCUCAUUAGCCACAAGUCGCUGUCCCCGAAAGAAUCUAAAACACCAGAAGCAAAAGAAACUAGGAAAUUUCAAGAAAAAGCUUCGACUACGCCAUUAACAAGUUAUGUACCAGAGUUAAAUCAAUUCUCUGGGCCCAGCCUGGCUUGUAGUCAAGUACUGUUGGCCAGAUGGAAACAAGAGAAACGGCAUUACCAAGCAACCGAUUCUUCUAGUGCAAAGCAUUUAUCGAGCAUAGAGGAGAAAAAAAAGUCAACCAAUUGAGAGCGAAGCAUACUACUUUAUUUUUCCGAUGGUUUGCGUUAACUUAGAUAUAUUCCGCUAUAUCUCACAUAACAGCUUUCAGAUGACCUUAACUCAUAUAAGCAAUCUUUUCGUGCCUAUUGCCCUAUCAUGAACCCAUCAUCAUGGUCGACACGAUAGCAUCAUGGGGAAACAGAUCGACAAAUAUUUGCCGAAAACACCUAUAACUGCCGAGUGUUACAUUAUUCGUUGCGUUCCGAGGCUGAAAUCGGCAAAUGAGAUGGUGGCUGUGAGUAUGACUGCCGAAACGGAAGAAAUUCGAUUAGAUAUCGGCAAAGAUUAACAAAGGAAUUGAUCCGGGUCUAUUCACGGUAGUUGUAUAGGCUUCCCCAUUUUCGUUCAGGAGACGUAUGAGGAUGUUAAUUAGUCUCUUUUUCUUUGUUUUCUUGCUUCCUUGUCGACGACAAAAACUUGGGUCCAUUGAAUGAAGGAUGGAAGUUGUUUUUUUUUUAUUUUCAAAUAAACCAGGCUGAAAACCGGGCUUGAAAAAGAUCCGUAUAAACAAAAAUCUCGGUGAAGAAUCAUGACGUAAAGGCUUGGUAUCUUUAUUACCGAAAAGUAACAAGCAGAGUACCUUUAUUUUAACUCUAUUAUCAUUUUUCCGGCAUUUGCAAUGGGGGGCAAUAGAUUCUUGUUUAUAUAAAGAAGUGAACAGUCGCUCCUAUUUUGCAUCUGUAAAGAUUUUCAGGGCUUGUUUAGAUUCCGUUUUCACUUUUUUUUUUGUCGCUUGAGUUUUGGGAUUUUUCUGAGCUUCUUAUUAUUUGUGCCUGUCUUCUUAUUCAAA